UUCAAUUUUCCAAAUGAACAGAGGGGUACUGUUCUCCUUCUGUAUGAACGGUUCACUUUGUCGUUAGUUCUUCGUUCGAGGUUGCUUUUUGUUUUCUUGUCUGGUUCUUGCCAGAUAGAGGGAUCAGUGUGUUUGCCGUCGACAUUUUUUUUGUGAUGAGCCCGCUUGUUACUUCGGUGCUCGAUGAUAUAGACGGUGGUAAGAAAAGCGGAUUCCCCUCGCAUUCUGUUCCACAUCACGGCCAAAUUCGUAUGGAAGAACCAUCGACAACUCCUGCAGGAGUUGUCAAUGAUGGUGGUGGUGGUGGUGCUGCUGCUACCGGUGAUCUGCUGUCACUCGAUAGCGAGAAAUUUGUGCCCUUUGUUAGAAAUGAUCUUUAUGGCACGAAGGGGGAGGGGGCAUUAGGAUUGAUUGACCGGCUGCGGCUGUUCGUAGCUGCAUGUACACUGCUACCAAUCCGAAUUCUUGGCUCCAUCUUUUUUGUUGUUCUUUAUUAUGUUAUAUGCCGUCUUCUCACCUCGCCCUCCCCUACUGCUGGUUCUAGUGGAAAAUUAGCAGUUGUGGAGCUGCAGGGUAUAAGACGAACAAUCAUUAAGUGCUCCGGUCAAUUCUGCGCCAGAGCGGUUUUGUUUAUAUGUGGUUUUUAUUACAUCAGAGAAAGCAGGCGACCACGGGUGGGAACAACAGUCGAAGACGCUCGUGUCCCUCAUUCUGGAGCUAGCACCAGUGCCCAGUUUUGUUCACAAGAGUCCGGAAAAAGGAAUAGCUCAGGAACCGCAACGGUGGAUGGGAAUGGUGAGGGCGAUGCUGGCGACGCGUGCGAUUGGCCCACUGCUAUUGUGUCAAAUCACGUCUCUUGGGUCGAUAUUCUCUACCAUAUGUAUGCGUUUUACCCAAGUUUUGUCGCCAAGGAAUCUGUAGCAGGUAUUCCAUUAGUUGGUCUCAUCAGCAAGUGUAUGGGUUGCAUAUUCGUCAAACGCGAAGGCGUAAGAGUGAAGGGCACGUCAACCCUGGUCCUUGACCGGUUGAUAUCUGUGCAGAAGAACAAGCACGCGCAGCCGAUGCUGCUUUUCCCGGAGGGAACGACAACAAAUGGGGAGUACCUCCUGCCCUUUAAAACAGGGGCAUUCCUGGCGCAGAGCCCAGUCUUGCCUGUCCUGCUCAGGUAUCCACACAGACGUCUCAGUCCAACCUGGGAGACCAUAACGGCAACGAGGCACAUCUUUCUUUUGAUGUGUCAGCUCGUCAAUCGUCUGGAAGUUACAAUCUUCCCCACCUACAUUCCGUCCGAGAAGGAGCGCCUUGAUCCACGUUUGUACGCUGACAAUGUGAGGCUAAUGCUCCUGAGGGAAGGUGGCCUUAGAGCCUCAAAAAGUGGCCUCCGCGAAAAGCGCGUAUACCAGGCCUUGCUCUGCGGAGAAACCCCAUCCAUUGAACGAAACGAAAAGCUCGAUUGAUGUGCUCCUCUUCCUGUGGUAUUGCGGUUUUGGUCAAUGUGCCCGCCAUCUGCUUUUGAAGCUGGAGGGAAGGCCACUGCAAAACUUGCAAUUGCUGAAUUUUACAAAUACAUGUUGCCAGGCCCAGCAUUUCCCGGGGAAGCUCUGUCUCUCUGUGCGUAUGCGAAAGAUUGACUGAAGCACAAAAUUUCUUCACUGCUCUUCUGCAGGCUGCCAUGCAGCUGCAAGACUAAAGUAAUUUGUUUUUUUUCCCAUCGUACAUGUAGGUAUGCCCCAUUGUUCGCAUUGUGGGGCGAGUGAUGGUGCCAUCGCUGACAUAAUUACCACGUCUCCUCUUUUAGUGAGCUGUUGUUUCACAGUGGCAGUCAGUGACGUAGUUAUUCUACCUCAGCAUUUCAGGAGCUGUGGUGUUACGGCAGUUUCAGUAGUGUAAAUAUUAUUAUUAUUAUUUUUUUUUUUUUUCUAUUUCAGCUUCGGUGAGCAGUCUGAUGUCUGAUGGGCGGCGAUUAGUGUCAUAGUUACUGCUCGCCAGCUGUUGGUGAAUAGUGACAUAGUUAUUGCUCACCAGCUUCGGUGAGCAGUCUGAUGUGGAGGAGGAGAAAUAGCAUGUGUGGUAGUGGUUCAGAGAAUAGAUUGCAGAGUAUGGCCAAGAGCUGCCACCAGAGUGCAAGCAUCGAUACUCUUUCAAGAGGAUUGAAGCUUUCAUGCCAGGUCAUCCACGCCUUCUGGUCAUCCACGCCUUCUGCCGGCUCCUAUGUACUCUGCAUCUUGACGUAGUCAUCGCUCGUCAGCUUCGGUGAGCAGUCUGAUGGGGAGGAGGAGAAACAGCUUGUGUGGUAGUGACUCAGAGAAUCGAUGGCACAGUAUGGCCAAGAGCUGCCACAAGAGUGCAACAAGUAUCAGUACUGUUUCGAAGAGGAUUGAAGCUGUCGUGGCAGUUUGUCCGGUUCUAUAUACUGCGCGUCUUCUUUGGAUUUGGAGAGCACCUCCAUUCAGGGCUCAUACACCUCCACCAAAUGCUUUAACCAUGGGCCUUGCUCCACUGCAUGACAUUUUAGACGUAUGUGGAUUUACAGUGGCCGCGACACAUUUCAAAUGAUUUAUCAGUCUGAAUGUAUUUGGUUCAUCACACAGUCUUCAUAUGUGUCACAAAUGUCGAGUAGUGGAGCAAGGUCCAAUAUCCAUUGUUGCAGAAGGUUGCAACGAAAAGUGAAAACUGGAAAAGAGUGAAGAAGGGAGAGGGCGGCAGAAGGGCCUCGGACACGAGGUGUUUGUCAAAGUGAAAACUUGUUGUCUGAAACCCCGGACGGUCCAUCAAUUAACAGAAUUUAUAAAAAAUACAAGCUGGGUCUUAGCCUGGCCUGGAUAUUUUGAAACAGGUCAAUUUAACACUACCACAAAAGACUCUCGCCCACUCGAGGAGCCUUUGAUUGCGGCUUGCAGGACAUUGUGGAGUCGAGGUACACCACAAAUGUCCUCAGCCUCCUGACCUGUGAAGUAGUCGGUGCUGUGCCGGGCUACGAUAAAUGUAACUUGACUGU
Molecule: messenger RNA, 2998 nt
Organism: Chara braunii
Lineage: Eukaryota; Viridiplantae; Streptophyta; Charophyceae; Charales; Characeae
Source: the annotation of a GenBank genome assembly